AUGAGAUUUCAGAACCAAGAAGCAUCGAUCAAGAACUUGGAAACUCAAGUGGGGCAGUUGGCUCAGAUGAUAUCUUCUAGAGUACAAGGCGCCUUACCCAGCAAUACAGAAGCAAAUCCAAGAGAACAGGUGCAGGCCAUUACUUUGAGGAGUGGUAAGGAUUUGCAARAGGUGGAGAAKAAAGCAAAGGAAGAAGGCAAGGUGAACGCAACCCUAAAAACCGAAAAGAAGGAGAAAGAGCAAUCUAAUUCAAAGAAAGAGAAAAGUCAACAGCCACAAGUACCAUUUCCGAAUAGGUUAAAGCAACACAAAUUGGAAAAGGAAUUCGGUAAGUUUCUUGAAAUUUUUAAGAGUUUGCAUAUUAACAUUCCUUUUGCAGAGGCCUUAGCCCAGAUGUCGUACUAUGCAAAGUUCCUAAAGGAAAUAUUGGUGAAUAAAAGGAAACUGGGAGAUGUGGCUACAGUUGCAUUGAAUGAAGAAUGCUCAGCAAUCCUCCUCAACAAGCUGCCUCAGAAACUGAAAGAUCCAGGGAGUUUCACUAUUCCUUACGCUAUAGGCAGUUUGAAAAUUAACAAGGCAUUGUGUGACUUAGAAGCUAGUAUAAAUUUGAUGCCCUAUUCGGUUUUUAAGAAAUUAGGAUUGGGUGAACCCCAACCCACUCGAGUUGCAUUGCAAUUAGCUGAUAGGUCCAUCAAGCAUCCUAGGGGAAUCAUAGAAUAUGUACUUGUUAAAGUUGACAAAUUCAUUUUUCCUGUGGACUUCAUAGUGUUAGACAUGGAAGAGGACGUUGACGUCCCACUUAUCCUAGGGUGA
Nelumbo nucifera (sacred lotus) is the source of this 813-nucleotide messenger RNA. RefSeq lists its product as uncharacterized. Lineage: Eukaryota; Viridiplantae; Streptophyta; Magnoliopsida; Proteales; Nelumbonaceae. The record is from RefSeq and is a predicted model, not a curated record.